AUGAAUUCAAAGCGUCUUCUGUUUAUUCUGCUGGUCCUGCUCUCACAAGCGCUACAGAUUUCAUCGAAUUUCGACGGACUACUCGGCGAAUCGGAUGUGUUUCAGAACCCGACAUGCCAAGGAGGAAUUUUAGCGAAAAACGCGUGCGAAUGUAACAAGUUUAACGCGGAAUGCGUGAGCUCAACUUGUCAAAUAUGCAAGUGCAGGAAGAACACAAGAAUUUAUCGUUCUGAUGUGAAAAAAUGUUUGACGGAUAUCGAAGCAAGAGAUCCAUGUAAGUAUAUUUAGUUGUUGUAGUUUUUUGUACAGUGUUUAUAUAUUUUGUGGCUUGCGCAUCUAAAUGUUUUGCACUCAAUCGUGGCUUAGAUAUAUCCCUCGUUGAUUGUAUCAUUAGAUAUAAUCUCAGUCUGGCAUCUCAACAGCGAUCCAUGGUCAGAUGAGCGCUGUUUUAAUAAACCAGAAAUCUUAUGUUCGAUUCCAGGUUGUGGGCAUUUAGAAGUCAUUUUUCGGCAGGCAAUUUGAAGCCAUUUAGUCACUAAAAGUUUAGAGUUACCAAUGAAUUAAAAUAACCAGUUCGAUAUGUUGGUCCAACAUGGCAGUUAUUGAGGUAGAAUGUUGGAUCAGGAUUGAAUUUAUUUAAAUUUUGUAUGCAACAUUGUCGAAUAUUUUGGAACAUCGAUUGCAUGUACAUAUAGAACCGAGUAUGUUUAGCAUGAAUCGCGCGAUGGCAAUAUGGCCAAGGUGUUAAUUGCGCAAACACAUUUAUCACGAAACUAGCCUUAGAGAGAGAGAGAGGAUUAAUUUAAAGGCUCGAGCAUUUACAGCAAAGACCAUUUUUGAAGUACUGUUUAAUAAACGAGCAGGAGUGUUUUAUUAGGUUUAAAGACACGAGCGCGCAGCGCGAGUGGCUUUAGACCUAAUAAAACACGACCUGCGAGUUUAUUAAACGGCUUCAAACACGACCACAAAUUCAAUAGAUAUACUGCCUUAUUAGUAUUCUUUAUAUAAAGAAUUACUAAUGAGGACACGACUACAAUAGAUACUGCCUUAUUAGUAUUCUUUAUAUAAAGAAUACUAAUUAGGAGUGUUUUAUCAGGUUUAAAGCUACUGCACGUGACAUAUUAUGGUUGACAUGAUUUGCCAACAAGCUUAUGCAUUAUUAAUGAGUGUUUGAGGAAAGUUAUAAUGUUCGAAAGUUCUCUCGAACGACGGAAUCUUUUGCUAAUAUUUUCAUCAACAGCAAUUUCCUACAUAUUCAGAUUAUAAUGAUCCACUUCAUAGAUACAGUAUGUUUAGCAUCUAAAUUAUUACGUAAGUACUAUUUAAAACACGGACAGGAGUGCUUUAUCGGCAGAUAUAAAACACGAGAGCGCAGCUCGAGUGUUUUAUACCUGAUAAAGCCGCACGGACUGCGAAUGUUUUAAAUGGCUUAAAAAACGACACAUUUGAUGAGUUCAUUGCUGAAGUUUUGAAAAUAAACGUUGUCCAAGCCGAGAAAAUCAAAGCUAAAGUUUAUGUAAAUGAACAUGAUUUUUUAUCACAUACAAACCACAGACACGGCAGUGAUUUCCUUUGUCUUUUCAUCAUGAAUUAUUAAUGAGUUUGUUAACUGCAAGAUUAUAUAAUAAAAUGCAACUGUAACCCAUGUGCGCGCAAGCUGUACUGACUGGAGCUUCAAAGUUCAAUCUAUCACCAUUAUUCUUUCCUGAGAACAAAGGCAGCAUGAUUUUCUAAAUUGGGCAUCUUACGUCGAGAGUCUUAGAUAUUAGCCUAUACUUUUUAAAAUCUUCAACACCUGAUUUUAGUAUAAUCUUCUUGUGAAUAGGGCGCGUUUUUUUUUGGGAAUGAUACAGCCUGACAGAUGAAUGUCAGGCCGUCAAAGCUGCGCCAAAUGCGAUUCUGAAAUCGUUUGUUACCGAAAUGUCAAAAUGUUAAUUGCCUUUUGGGCACAGGUGGCUAAUAUUGUUAGCACUCAGCCAAAUCUGUUCACAAAGCACGCGCUCAUUCGUUUCAAAUCACCAGUCACCAUACUAUAUAGUCGUGAUUGAAUUUCGUCUGCGAAUUUAGCCGAUACUGUAUUUAUUGUGAUCUCAAAUCUAUGAAAUCAUAGUUACAAAAUAUUGACAAAAAAGUAAAAAAAGUACUACCUGUAAGGACUAAGGAGACUCCUAAAACAUUGUCCAUUAAUUUGUCCACUUUUAGCCUCUAUAAUCAGUUCAUUAACGAUAUUAUAGAAAGUCUCUGUAUUGUUUACUAUCUAGUAUCUUUAUUAUUAUACGAGAGUUUAAUAUGAAUAUCAACUAUAAUUGAUAACUUUUCUCGCUUGUAUAUAAAAUUUAACUGACCAAAAAUCUAUGUUAACAACGUUGUGAACCAUUAAUAAUUCAUGAAGAAAACACAAAAGAAAUCAUGAGUGUGAAGGAGUUUGUAUAUCUGAUACAGAAAUCAUGCUGAUUUACAUAAACUUAAAUUACGGGAACGACUGAGUAUUUUGAUAAAAUACAAAACAAUAAAUACUCCGAGUAUCUAUUGUUUUGUAUUUUACAUAAACUUUAAGUUCAAUUUUCUCACCAGAUAUCACUCAUUUAUUUUAAAUUUUUGAAGCAUACAAAUGUUCUCAUCAAGACGUUUCACAAGCCAUUUUCAACCCACAAUCCCCUUCCUUGUGGAAGUCCGUGUAUUCGCGCCCUAGAUUCAACUCUAUUGGGCAUCAGUUAGCAUCACAGGUGCGGCUAAUUGGUCAUUUGUCUUAAUUUAUCUUUCAGACCAGGGGGCCAUUAAAAUCCAUUUAGUAUUUUCUAUUUAUAUCAAUAAAAAGAUGGCCAAAAAAUGCAUCACCAAUACACAGCACUUUGAAUGGUUUGUAAACCAAAUAGUGUAAAUUUAGGAAGCGCUUUCUAUUUUCCAAAUUGCCUUGCGACUUUAGGAAACCGAUCUAAGGUUUUGUGGUUGGUUAUCUGGAUAUGUUUCACCGCAUAUAUGAUGUCAUAGGCAUAGUGUCGCGGCAUGGCGCCGUCUUAAGCGUUGGUGGAUCACACCUUGCCCUUGCGGAGGUCAUGCAAACAAAGUAGGGGUCAACGAGAAAUAUUCAAAUUAAGUGCGGGAUUCAAUAUAUUGUCUACGGAUAGACGGUUUGUAACUUUUCGGGUGUAGGAUCUGCGCGCAGGCUAGAUUCAAUAUCACCGAUUUGUGAUUUAUGAUAUUAUGGCAUACAUAGUGUUACAUACUAAAAUUGUACAGUUUUGCAAAGAACGGUGCUGUAGGAAAGCUAAAAUAAAUUAACUUUAUUUUUACCGCAUAGACUCCAACAGAAAUCGAACAUGCGGCUCUGCGAUUCCAGUGCCGCACUCUGACCACUCAUUUUAUCACUAGCUUCUUUGUGUCGUAAUUUAUUUAACUACACAUGCACUAAUUUUUCCAGGGUGUCGUUAUCAAUUCGUGAAUACAAGAGCGGACAUCAUCCCUACUAUUAAUCUGUCCAAGAAAUGCGCAAAUAACAAAUGUUCUAAGCCAAUCAACGCUCCGUUUGACAAGACAAAACAUUCAUGCCGAUUCAGUUGGGUGAAUUUUCUCGAGAAUGGCACAUGGCAUGAAAAAUCGAUCAGUAAAUUUGAGGACACAUUUCAUCUUCAAGGUUCAGAUUAUUAUUCAAAUGGCGGAUAUAUGUACAGCAUCGAGGUAUGAAUAAUGUAUUGGUUUCAUCUUUUCUUAAUUAUAUUUGUUGGGUAAAAUUAUUGAUUAAUUAUCAAUUGAUUGGAUGAUCGAAUGAUCAAUCUUAAUAUUGAUUGAUUGUUAAUUGUCUAAAUUUAAUAAAAAUCAUGUCAUAUUUUUCUUGCAGUGGAAAGGCUUGAAACAAUCUCACGUCAGAAAACAGUUAUUCCAAGUUUCAUUGGAAUGUCUUGAUCGUGAUAGCAUGAAAGAAUCGUAUUGUUUGAUGUUCCGAGUUCGAGGUUAGAUAACUUUUGUGAUCGAUAUUUUUAAGAGGCAAUUUUUUUCAGUGUCGCAUAUUUGCGAUGAGAAGUGUUCAAAACCUAAAAUGUUUUUGGUGUUCCUCUCAAAAUUACUUUGUUUUAGCUUUAUGCUGUAGUUCACACAGUUUAGCAACCGUUGCUAAACUGUGUGAACUACAGCAUAAAGCUAAAACAAAGUAAUUUUGAGAGAAACGCCAAAAAAGCAACCCUCUUAAAUGUAUCUGGCGGUUGAGAAACACAAAAUAAUAGUUAAAUAUUGUCAAUUUAAAUGCAAUUAUCAUUGAUGCUAUAAAAUUGAUGCCAUAUUUAUACAGCAAUGUAAGCAAAACGUACUUCAGACAACAUUUUCUCUUUGGCGUGCCAUCUAAAAUCUGUCCAGUUAAGUUUAGCAUAAUUUUAUAGUGAUAAAGCACUAAACAUACUUUUAAAGUUUGUUUGCCACUUGACAUCAAAAAUUAUAAAAAUUGAAUAUAGUCAUAACUAAGUAGAGAAAUAGUAAUUUGAGCGCGUGUUACGUAAAAUUUAUUUAUUAUUUAUUUAUUAACGUUUGUACUUAUUCUACUUUUAUAGGAAAAAAUAAUCCCAUUUUACUUUCUGGAGCUGAAAUUCGUGAGAAAACAACUCAACCACAAACCAGUCAGUCACAAACGAUAUCUGACUUACAAAGGGUAAUGUAUUACUUUAUAUUAAAUAUUAAAUAGAUUAUUAAUAAUUCAUGCGGAAAAGGCAAAGGAAAUCACUACCAAGUCCGUGGUUUUAUAUAAACUUUAGUUUUGAUUUUCUCGGCUUAGACAACGUUGACUUUUAAAUUACUUCGCCAAUGAACUCGCAAGUUGGCUAGUUUUUAAGCCAUUUAAAGUACUCGUGCUUUAUCAGAUAUAAAACACUCGCCUGUCGCCUCGUGUGUUAUAUCUGCCCGACUGCUCGUGUUUUAAAUAGUACACACAUUUUCUUGCAUGGGCGUACCGGGCGGGGGGAGAGCGGAGGGGGCGACAGCACUCCCUCCAGUUUGUUGAGCAAACAAAGCCAGUCGGGCAAUAUUCGCCUCACAGUCGGACAAUAUUAGCUUAUUAUAAAAAUAAAUGGGACAAAUUCUGGGAAAUUCUGCCAAAUUUGUGGGAAAUAUGCUCCAUAUUAGAUUCGUAAUCACUCCUCCCCCCCCCCCCCCCCCCCCGUCGACAACAAUUUUGGAAAGUUUCUCCGGAAAAUUUUUUUGACAACGCGGGCACAAUCUGAAAAAGUCGCCCCCCUAAUUUUUUCCUUCUCGUACGCCCAUGUUUUCUUGUUCAUGUAAAAUGCCAACAUGCAGCUCUUUGGUGAUGCCACUUUGUGAUGUUUUACAACACUCCGUAAAAUCUAUAAAAAAUUAAAAAUAUCAAGUAUAGUAUUUUAUGCCAAAAUUUGCGGUUGCCAUAGAGUAUUUUAAUAAAACACAAAACAAUAAUUAAUAGACAGUCCGAAAAUUGUAAAUAUUUUCAUUCUUUGCGUUUCGACUAUUAAUUUAAGUUAUCUUCACUUUCUUUAGCUGAUGACUUGACUAAUUAAUAGUCGAAACGUAAAGAAUGAAAAUGUUUACAACUUUUGGACUGUCUAUUGUUUUGUGUUUUAUUAAAAUAAUAUUGAUGAAGAUUUGAUAACAACGGAUGAUAAAAGGACAGACUGAUGAUUCAAUUACAAAUCUACACCAAACUGUAUGCUUGUAUCAAACUCAAGUUCGUCUCUUGCAUUUUAACAGGCAGCGCACACAGGCAGGCCAACAAGGCUCAGGGAUAAUCGCAGAAGAGAUGACAUACAAAAAGCCAAGAUAGUGGUAGUAAAUGAUCAUUUCACAGUGAUUUUGGCCGCCAUUGCAGGCGCCUUAGGAACGGCCCUUAUCAUUAUACCAAUUGCAUUGUUUUGUCGCAGGACAUCUAGACGGUAAGCUAUUCACUUUUAUUUGAUAUCCUUGAAACUUGCUUACAGCAAACUGGAAUAAAAUUUUUGCAAUGUUUCCUGGUUCGUCCACCUUUGGGAAACAUGGCUAGGAAACAAUGUUUCCUGGUUUGUCCACCUUUGGGAAACAUGGCUAGGAAAUAAUGUUACCUGGUUUGUCCACCUUUGGGGAAACAUGGCUAGGAAACAAUGUUUCCUGGUUUGUCCACCUUUGGGAAAAAUGCCUAGGAAACAAUGUUUCCUGGUUUGCCCACCUUUAGGAAACAUGGCUAGGAAACAAUGUUUCCUGGUUUGUCUACCUUCAAGAAACAUGGGUAGGAAACAAUGUUUCCUGGUUUGUCUACCUUCAAGAAACAUGGGUAGGAAACAAUGUUUCCUGGUUUGUCUACCUUCAAGAAACAUGGGUAGGAAACAAUGUUUCCUGGUUCGUCCACCUUUGGGAAACAUGAAUACGAAACAAUAUAUCUGCAACAAUUUUUCCUUGUUUACCUUAAGUUUUAUUAUAUUUUAAACAAAAUUAUGACCAGUUGUUUUUAGCAUGAUACAUGAAUUUCGUUAAAUUCUUUCAGGAGAGGUUCGCUGGCCAUGAGAACGCAUACGCGAUCGGCUAGCGCUAACAGCGAGCAACCGAGUACAAGCUUUGCAGAAGGUAAAAAUAUAUUUUCUCACCUUGAUUUCUGAUAUCAAUUCAAGAUGUUAAUUUCUGUCAUUUCUCACUAUUUUGUCGUAAUGUAAUUUGCCAAUUUUUUUCAGAAAUCGACUUAGAGCCCCAAACAUCAGAAGAAACUCUGAGCUCAUACACGAGUUUGAAACCAAAUCGAGGACCACCAUCAAUUUAUCAACCUCUGAGGAAAAUACAUGACAGUGAG
This is a messenger RNA of Paramuricea clavata, 6772 nucleotides long. The record is from the annotation of a GenBank genome assembly. NCBI's taxonomy places the organism in Eukaryota, Metazoa, Cnidaria, Anthozoa, Malacalcyonacea, Plexauridae.